Eutrema salsugineum is the source of this 1956-nucleotide messenger RNA. RefSeq lists its product as uncharacterized. The transcript has 4 exons. NCBI's taxonomy places the organism in Eukaryota, Viridiplantae, Streptophyta, Magnoliopsida, Brassicales, Brassicaceae. The record is from RefSeq and is a predicted model, not a curated record. Bases 1 to 1956 code for a protein of 651 amino acids.
AUGCGGAUCACCGUGCGGCCUGGCUUCCUCUUGUCUGACCCGCAGCACCAACUCGCACGAUUUGUUCCGAAAAGCAACAAGGACAUCCCGCUAGUGAAUUUGAGGAACGAGGAGCUGGCUGAGUUAGAGCGAACGAACAGGAAAGCAAAGGAUCCGGCAACGACGGAAAACGCCAACGGACUUGUUCGUGAUGAUGCUGGAAUCUGGAGAGACCAAGAGGGUCAUGGGUGCAAUGCGAGAGGCAAAAGGCUUAAUGGAGAUGGUAACAUCAUUCCACCAGCACCUUUACCAGUGGAUAUUGUUGACCAGAAUCCACCACCUGCACCGCGUGGUAAUGCUGUGAUCGUUCGAAAUCAGAGGAACGUUCCAGAAGAUCGGAAUGUGAGGGAACCUGCACCUGCAGCUGGUCGUGGACGAACAAGAUUACAACAGCAUCCCUUUCAUGGCCACUCUCAUGAGCACCCUAUGGAUCACAUCGAGAGGUUUGAGGACUUGGUCACCAGCAUCAAGUACAAUGAAGUGUCCAAUGAUUUCCUCCUCUACAAGCUGUUUCCUUACUCUCUUGCUGAAGAAGCAGCUAACUGGUUGAAGCAGUUGGAGCCAGGAUCACUCACUACUUGGGAAGAGACCAGGAAUGCUUUCCUGCACAACUUCUUCGAUGAUGCUAGGUCUGAGGAGUUGAGGACGAAAAUUUCAACAUUUUCUCAAGAACCAACUGAAGCAUUCAAAGCUUCUUGGGUACGAUUUAAGUCGUACCAGCGAGACUGCCCCCAUCAUGGAUUCAGUGAUGUGCAGCUGUUGGGUAUCUUCUUCAGAGGUAUCGACUGGAGAUACCCAGAAGAAGCUGUUGAGCUCAUCGAAAACUUGGCAUCCAGCAAUAGCACCAAGAAUGCUGAUCUUCAGCGAAAAAAGCAAGCUGGGAACAUGGAUAGAUCGCAGAUCGCUGAGGUGAAAGCAAAACUUUACUCUGUGGACAGCCUCUUAGUGGGUAAGAAGUCUGUCAGAUUCGCACAGGAAAUGGAUAGUUUUGAACCUGAGGAUGAAGCUGAGGUGGAAGAUGUCAACUUUGUUAGUGGAUCAGGGUUUCACAGUCAGAGGUUUGGUAAUCAGCAAGGUAACAGAAGGUACAGUGGGAACUACAAUGGAAACAAUCAGAGGAGUACCUUCAACAGUAAUCAGAACUUCUCUGGUUACACACCUAAGCCUCAGUACCAGAAGCCUUUUUCCAACAAAAGUUUUUCCAGAAACUACAGCACUCCUUCAACUCAACCUCAAACUCCUGACAAUGAGAUGAAGUCUAUGCUGGAACAAAUUCUGGAAGGUCAGCAGAAGCUCACCGUGGACUUCAAUGGAAAGAUGGAUGCUCUCUACCUUGAUCUGAAUGGGAAAAUCGAAGAAUUGAACACUCAUGUCAAGCAGCUCGAUACGCAGGUUGUCCAAACUGCAUGUACUGUCAAAAGGCAAGAAGGUUUUCUUCCUGGAAAGACUGACACCAAUCAGAGGCAUCACUGCAGUGCUAUCACGUUGAGGAGUGGUAAAAAUCUGAGUUCUGAGCCCAAGAAGACGUCUCCUGCACCUGAGGUCGUGGAUUUGGAAGACCCUGAAGAAGUUCAUGAGAUUGCAGGGCCGGUGUCGAGCGACACCACAACCAGUGUCGCGCGUCACCAACCACAGAGCCAAGCUGUUGAUGCUCCGAAUUCAAAAUCUGCUGAGGAGAAAGUCUACAAACCUAAAGUUCCUUACCCAAGAAGCCCUAGGAAGUCCAAACAAGAGAUUUAUGAUGCACGAUGCAAAGCUUUGAUGGAAAAGCUUGUGAUUGAAAUACCUUUGGUUGAUGCUGUAAAAAUCACUCCUGUUAUCAGGCGUUAUGUGAAUCGAAUGGUGACCAAUAAUCUCAGCCAUGAACAAGGAGUGAUGAUGAUUUCUGAGCAAGUCAGUGCAGUGAUUCAGAACUGA